Messenger RNA from Fundulus heteroclitus (mummichog), 2188 nucleotides. It is a transcript of the gene ficd, whose product is annotated as FIC domain protein adenylyltransferase. The transcript has 2 exons. Lineage: Eukaryota; Metazoa; Chordata; Actinopteri; Cyprinodontiformes; Fundulidae. Bases 285 to 1640 code for a protein of 451 amino acids. The record is from RefSeq and is a predicted model, not a curated record. Gene Ontology annotation, molecular function: protein binding.
UGCUCCUGUGUCGGCAACAGGAAGUCGGUGAAUUCUGUACACACAGACGAGCCGACGUAGAGAGGGAGAAAAACAGAUAUUACUCUGAACACUUUACCGAAAGAGGCAAACCUACGACGGAGGGAGGUUUAUUAAAACUGCUAGCUUUAAUUUCUCAGAGUUACCGGUGAGCAGGUGGUCAUUCUGGCCGGGGGGCUCCCUCCUCCUCUCAGCCACCCCCCCUCGGUGGACAUACAUGGGGGGCUAUUAGCACCGAACGAUGGAGGAUUUAACCCGGCUCCAUAAUGGCUGCUGUGACGGAGUGGCGCUACCUCAGCGGCCGGCGUGUCCUCGGGGGAUGGGGCCCGCUGCUGUGCGUGGUUCUCGGCUCUCUGGUGGCCCUCCUGCUGCCCAUGAUCGGGAUGCAGAAGCAGUGCUGUGCCUCCCUGAGGGGCAUGGCCCAGCUCCGCUGCCAGCUGUGGGGGAGCUCACCGUCUCCUCCGGCGGUGCAGUCCACCAGCCUGACGGUCCCCUUCACCGCCCUGGACCUGCUGCCUCAGAGGAGCAAACCCAGCCAAGAGAUGGAGCUGGAGGCCAAAGCAGCGCUGCAGCAGGCUCUGGAGAUGAAGAAGCUUGGGAAGAGGGAGAAGGCCCACAAGCUGCUGGUGCACGCUCUUAGCAUGAACCCUGACUUUGUGGAUGCUCUGACGGAGCUGGGGACCAUACUGGAGGAGGAGAAAGAUGUGGUCCAGGCGGACCACCUCUACACGAAGGCCCUGGCCCUGUCGCCGUGCAACCAGAGAGCUCUGGUCAGCAGGGACCGCACCCUUCCCCUGGUGGAGGAGAUCGACCAGCGCUACUUCAGCUUAAUCGACAGCAAGGUGCGCAGGCUGAUGUCCAUUCCCAAAGGCAACUCCGCGCUGCGGCGGGUGAUGGAGGAGACGUACUACCACCACAUUUAUCACACGGUGGCCAUAGAGGGCAACACCCUCACCCUGUCCGAGAUCCGACACAUCAUCGAGACGCGCUACGCCGUGCCCGGGAAGAGCCUGCAGGAGCAGAACGAGGCCAUCGGCGUGGACGCCGCCAUGAAGUACAUCAACACCACGCUGCUGUCCAGGUCGGGAGCCAUCACCGUCGGCGACAUCCUGGAGAUUCACCGGCGAGUGCUGGGCUACGUGGACCCCGUGGAGGGCGGCCGGCUGCGGACCAGCCAGGUGUUCGUGGGCCACCACAUCCCGCCGCACCCCAAGGACCUGCAGCGGCACAUGGAGGAGCUGGCGCAGUGGCUCAACUCUGAGGAGGCCCUGCAGCUGCACCCUGUGGAGUACGCGGCUCUCGCCCACUACAAGCUGGUGUACGUACACCCGUUUGUGGACGGGAACGGCCGCACGUCGCGGCUGCUCAUGAACCUCGUGCUCUUGCAGGCGAGGUACCCGCCGGUGACCAUUCGCAAAGAGCAACGGGCGGAGUACUACGCCACCCUGGACACGGCCAACGAGGGCGACGUGCGCCCCUUCAUCCGCUUCAUCGCCAAGUGCACCGAGAUGACGCUGGACACGCUGCUGUUUUCCACCACAGAGUACGCUGUGGGGCUGCCGGAGGCCGACAGGAACCAGGCCUGUCCCAGCUGCAAACAGACCAUUCCAGUCCACAACUAAAACCGCAGCGCCAAGGAGAACGCCGCCGUGCAAAGACACGUUUCAGUUCAUCUGAAGGUUUUUUUUUUUCCCUCAGUCGUUCCAACACGGGCUACUUCGCCGGGUCCUUUUUAGCCAAAACCAAAUCAUAAAAGACCUUUGCAGGAAUUUCAUUUGACGUGCAAACAGAUGUUUUGAAUGCUAACAUGAAGGAAAUGUUUUUUUUUUUUUUUAGCUACAACUAAACCAAACAUUUUUAAAGUAUUUCUCUUGAGGAAAGGCUGUUUUGCUAACACUGGAAAGCACUUUCAUGUAUUUAUUUUAAAAUAAAAGACACUCAUCAUUUCCUUAACAUGUGAAAAGUCAUUUUGGGAUCAGAUUUGUUUUUUUAUGUCAAAACCACAACAAAGGGAACAUACAGCUGCACCUCGAUGAAUUGGAAUGUCCUUUUAAAGUCACUUUAUUUCUCAAAUACAAUUUUUAAAAGCUGAUUUGUGCCGUGUUUUGUACGUAUGUUAACGUCUAAUAAAAACCUAGAAAAUUAUAAAUAAAUGGGUUUUAUCACAGAA